UCUCUUUUUUUUCUUGCUUCUUCUUCUUCUUUUUUCAACACAAUAAAACUCUUGCUCUGUCUCUCUUUUUUGCAGCUCGUCUGUUUGGCAGCUUAACGUAUUUUACACUCUUUACCAAAAAAGCCAGUCUUUUUACUCGCAAGUUCGGCUUGACGUCGACUUACACCAGCACUCAUUUACAUACAUAUAUACGCGGAAUUGAUUUCUCGCCUACACAGUCUCUAUCCGAGCAAGAAGCAAUAAAAACACCACAAAAAACAUCACCACCAAACAAGUCUUCAAGAUGAAGUCUGCUGUUGCUGCCACCCUCCUCGCCGGCCUGGCCUCUGCCAGCUCGCCCAUCCGCCACUUGCACUUCCCCCGAUCCAACGGCACAAUCACCUCUGCCGUUGACAACGCCGCCGCACCCACCACGCUGACCGUCAUCGCGACCUCGGUGCACACCGUCAUCAGCUGCGCUGCCACCGUCACAAACUGCCCGGCCCGCACCAACGCCACGGCCAUUGGCAGCCUGCCCGAGUCCGCCCGCACCACCGUCGUUGUCACCGACACCGUCGUGCUGGCCACCACCGUGUGCCCCAUCGAGCAGGCCUCCAGCAUCUCCUCCUCCCUCCAGGCCGCCCACUCCUCCGGCCUCAUCACCGGCUCGACCAUUACCGGCUCGGCCCCUGCGGCCACCACUCCGGCCCAGGCUGGCGGUGCUCCUCCCGCCGGCGGUGCCCCCGGCAGCGGUGUCAAGGUCACCGUCUCGGACGUCGUCACCGACAAGACCCUGACCAUGACCGUUGGCAAGGGCGCCAGCGCCUCGGUCCUCACCACCACCGUCCAGGCCACCACCCAGAAGACCAUCACCAUCACCAGCACCCUCGGCAACGUCCAACCCGUCCAGACCGGCAGUGGCAGCUCUGGUUCCAGCACUGGUGGCAACGCUCCUCCCGCCAACGGUGGCUCCGGCUCCAACUCUGGCUCUGGCUCUGGUUCCAACAACGGCUCCGGCUCUGGCAACGGCUCCGGCAACUGCGCUGGUGCUCCCACUGUCACCGUCACCGUCGCCAAGGAGACCGUCACCGUCCCUGCCUCCACCGUCUUCGUCACUGUUGAGGCCAGCUCUUGCAGCUCUUCUUCCUCCUCUGCCGUCACCGGCCAGGCUGCUGGCAGCGGCUCCGGCUCCAGCUCCGGCUCUGGUUCCAACUCCGGCGCCUCCAACGGCAACGGUAGCUCUGGCUCCAACAACGGCUCUGGCUCCGGCUCCGGCUCCGGUAACAACGGUGCUGGUGACGCUGCCGCCACCACCUCCACCCCUUGCCCUACUGACAUCACCACCACCGUCCGCUCCACCGUCACCGUCACUCCUUUCCCCGUCAACAACGGCACUGCUGCCACCAGCGGCGCUGCUCGCCCUUCCUCUUCUGGCUUUGCUAAGCUCCGCCGAUAAAGGGAUUACUUUCCCCCUUUCUCAUAGGAAAAAAAAAACAAAGCCUUGUAAGAGUAUUGUAAAAGGAAAAAAGGAGAAGGAAAGGACCGGGAUUAUUCGAUCAAGGAAAAGGACGCAUAUAUCACAGCGCUAGAUAAGAGAGAGAUUUCUUCAUCUGCGCCGUUGCAUGAUAGACGUGUUUUUUGGACUUUUUUUUUUUCAUGGUUAUUGCGUUUUGAGAGGGUUUUGGAUAUAUGUUAUAUAUAUCCGGCGAGGGCAGAGACGAUUUGUACUUACUUUGUGACUUAUUUGAAAGACUUAACAUUCGUGUGUGUAUAUGUUAUAUUUACCGGCUGUCCGAGACAGCUGUCAGAAAUGACUUGAGAGCAAUCUCUUUCUUCUGAAUUGAACGAUUUGUGACGCUUAUAAAC
This is a messenger RNA of Trichoderma atroviride IMI 206040, 1845 nucleotides long. RefSeq lists its product as uncharacterized. The record is from RefSeq and is a predicted model, not a curated record. Lineage: Eukaryota; Fungi; Ascomycota; Sordariomycetes; Hypocreales; Hypocreaceae.